This is a messenger RNA of Bufo gargarizans (Asiatic toad), 3782 nucleotides long. RefSeq names its product mitoguardin 2 (gene MIGA2). Lineage: Eukaryota; Metazoa; Chordata; Amphibia; Anura; Bufonidae. The record is from RefSeq and is a predicted model, not a curated record. Gene Ontology annotation, biological process: mitochondrial fusion.
UUGGCUGCGCUGUGCUGGAGGAGAAGCUGCCCUUCUGGAGGCAGGAAGCGGGGAGUGCGGAGCGGAGGCGCCGGGGGCUGCAGACGGAAUACCCGGGGAGCAAAGUGACAGAAGGCUGGGCUGUGCUGCUGCUGCUGGGGUACUGUACACAGCGCUGUACUGCUUAUUACCAUAUCAUGUGCAUUACUAUUAGGGGAUCUACUUGGAAGAUGGGACAUCGGUGUGGCGAGAGCUUCGUAUCUGAUGAAGGACGGAAGAUUUUAGUAUCUGAAGUGAAGUAGAUUGUUCUGCGAUCAUCUGCUUCUUUUUCAUCAUCAUGGCAUUCCAAAAGGCGGAGGGCAUGUCCAUUAUCCAGGCUUUGGCUAUGACCGUGGCAGAGAUACCCGUGUUCUUGUACACAACCUUUGGACAGAACACGUUCUCCCAGCUCAGGUUGUCACCAGGGCUCCGCAAAGUCCUAUUUGCCACUGCGCUGGGCACUGUGGCCUUAGCUCUUGCUGCUCACCAGCUGAAAAGACGGAAGCACAAGAAAAAACAGAUAACGGCAGGUGGUGAAAACCUACCAGGAGUGGUCCCUCCUGUUAUGUUACCCGUAAGACGCUCCUCUUGUGUAAAGAAAGGACACUCUCGCAGGGUGCAAAGUCCUAGCGGCAAAAGCAAUGACACACUCAGUGGCAUCUCAUCUAUCGAGCCAAGCAAGCAUUCCAGCAAGCACUCGAGCUCCACUCACAGUCUGGCAUCGGUAGUGGCAGUCAACUCUUCUAGCGCAAAUCCUACUUCUCUGGCACCGUGGGAGUCCCGAGAGAUGGAUGAACAGCUAAUUGAUGACGCCAAUGCAGAAAAUCUGUACAUUCAAGGAAUGGAGCUUUUUGAAGAGGCUCUGCAUAAGUGGGAGCGGGCUCUGAAUAUCGGGCAGAGGUGCAGCUCCAGUACCCCAACCGCUUCGAAUAGCGAAAUCCACGAUGAGACGUCUACAAGCAUACUGGAGACGUCCCAGAGCAAAGACUUUGCAGAAAAGUUAGAGACCUUGCUGAGCCGUGCCUACAAUUUGCAGGAAGAAUUUGGAACAAGCAUCCCUCCUGAUGCCAUGCUGAUGGAUCUGGAAGGAGUCCUGAUGCUCCCGUUACUGGAGGGCAGACGGCAGCUGCAAAUGGACGAUGAAAUAAGCACCAUAUCCGAUGAGUCCUUCUUCUCGGCAGCAGAGCUUUUCGAGUCUAUACAGUUGAAUGAAGGCCCAUUCAUACCAGCCAAGCCUGCAGCAGCCUAUGAAGAGGCAAUGAAGCUGGUUAAAUACGGGGAAGUAACCUGCCGGACGGCGAGGACCGAGCUCUUGGGAUGCUACAACGACCAGGACUUCCUGGCGAAACUCCACUGCGUCCGUCAAGCUUUCAAGCUGUUACUCCAGGAUAAAGGGAAUCUGCUAUUUUUUGGUGAAGUCGGAAAGCAGAUGGUGACGGGACUUAUGGUGAAAGCAGAGAAGAACCCCAAGGGAUUCAUUGAGAACUAUCAAGAGAUGCUGCUGUACUCUUCAAAGGAGGAGACGUGGCCCACUACACAGAAGGAACUUGAAGGACGUGGGGUGGUCUGUAUGAAUUUCUUUGACAUUGCGCUGGAUUUUAUCCUAAUGGAUGCCUUUGAGGAUCUCGAAAACCCUCCCAGCUCGGUGAUUGCUGUACUGCGGAACCGCUGGUUGUCUGACAGCUUCAAGGAGACAGCCUUGGCGACAGCUUGCUGGUCAGUUUUGAAAGCAAAAAGGAGACUUCUCAUGGUCCCAGAUGGUUUCAUAUCACAUUUUUACUCCGUAUCGGAGCAUGUCAGCCCCAUAUUGGCAUAUGGAUUUCUUGGUCCAAAAGAAAAUUUAACAGAAAUAUGCAAUAUCUUUAAGCAUCAGAUAGUGCAGUAUUUAAAGGACAUGUUUGACUUGGAUAAAGUGAGAUACACUACAGUCCAAUCACUGGCGGAAGAUAUCCUGCAUCUUUCUCGCAGGCGGAGCGACAUCCUCCUGGGAUAUCUGGGGAUGGACUCUGUACGGGAGGAAAUGAACGGCAACGUCCAUGUUGGAAACAGAACAGAAGAAGAACUUCACCUCUGACGGCAGUGAUGAAAAUUCAGAAUGUAUUCGCACUGACGCUUCAGGACCCUUCCAGGCUCUUAGGCCAGUUUUAAGACAGCAGUAAACGCAGCUGCAUUUUUAAUGUCUGUAUUACCGCUAUCAGGACUGGAUCCUCCCCACUGCGAUUCCUCUGAACCAAACUCUGAUCACCUAUGAUGAUGUAAGUUUGAUUUAGCGGGACCACCGGAGAUGUUUGAGUUUUGUAGCCACUCUAAACUAACCUAAAUCAGUCGGCUGAAGCUGCUGCACGUGGUCACCAUCCCGUGGCUCCAUUCUGUAGGGGCACGGGCUGCAGAUCAUUGACCCAAAAGGAUCUUCUCCUUGAAUGAUGCACAGACUUGAAGCUGUGAAGGACGAAGCAGUGAGGUUUUAGUGGCAUUGUUAUAUAUAUUUUUUUUAAAUUAUGCGCUGAAUUCGACAUCUACUGAAAUCCUUCGCCUGAACGUUGAAACUCUAAUAUAUCAUUUCUAUUAUGGACAGUUUUUAAAGGAAAGAAAAACUAAUGGACAAAGGAAAUGUGAUAAUUUUUUUUUUUUUGUGCAUAGUUGACUUUUCUUUUUGCACAUAUACCUUAACUGUGAAGAGACUGGCAAGUAAAGAUAAGUUGAAAAUGGAAGUCGUCUUUCCUUCAGUUCCAGCUACCGCCAAGAUGAUGGGUUAUCAAAAAGUUCAGAUGGUAGUACAUUAGUGCUAGCAGAGUGAUGGAUUGGAAAUGAAACGUGUGUCGGGUUGUCCAAGAUGGCAGCACCAGACCCUUCAGCUGAAUCUCACUGACACUAUUUACUAUUAUCCUUGUCCUUAAUGCGGACAAUAAUAGGACAUUUUCUAUUAUUUUGCGGAACGGAAAUGCACAUGUAGCGAGUAACAUUGAAAUGAAUGGUUCCGCAUACGGUCCGCAAAAAAAAAACAGAACAGACACGGAAAGAAAAUUCAUUUGUGUGCAUGAGCCCUUAACAGAAGGAAUGUGACUUUGUGUAGAGCUGUACAACUCCACUAUAAGGCCUCAUGCACACAAACGUAUUUUCUUUCCGUGUCCAUUCAGUUUUUUUUGGCGGACUGUACGCGGAACCAUUCAUUUCAAUGGGUCCGAAAAAAACAAAACAACAAAAAAAACGGAAGUUACUCUGUGUGCAUUCCAUUUCCGUAUCUCCGUUCUGCAAAAUAACAGAACAUUGUCCGCAAUAAGGGCAAAGAUAGGACUGUUCUAUAAGGGGCCAGCUGUUCCGUUCCGCAAAACAUGGAAUGCACACGGACGUCAUCCGUAUUUUUUGCGGACCGCAUGUGUGGGACUGAAGUGAAAUUUCCUGCCAGUCCCGGACUGGGACUAUUAGGAAUUACUACAGGAUGUGCAUUCGGCGGGCAAAGUUUAGAUUUUGUCAUUCUAAAACCGUUAUCUGUGAAAUGUACUACCUUUCCCCCUUACAGUUCUUUUUGAAUAUUAUAAUCAUUUGUCGAUGGGUUCAUAUCUGUGUUUGCAAAGUAUUGUGACUUUUUGUUGCACUAAUCUGUUUGCUUUGUUUUUUUUUUAAACUCGUUUUAUUGAAGUAUAAAGUUGCACUAUUAUCAUACAUGACAGUUUGACAUGACCAUAAAGUCAAUAUUGCGAGUAUACAGAGUCAACAUGCAAGUUGACAAUAAACAAACAAAGGAAACAAACAUUCCGUGGUAC